This is a messenger RNA of Trichechus manatus latirostris (Florida manatee), 956 nucleotides long. It is a transcript of the gene PTDSS2, whose product is annotated as phosphatidylserine synthase 2. NCBI's taxonomy places the organism in Eukaryota, Metazoa, Chordata, Mammalia, Sirenia, Trichechidae. Gene Ontology annotation, molecular function: L-serine-phosphatidylethanolamine phosphatidyltransferase activity. The record is from RefSeq and is a predicted model, not a curated record. Bases 128 to 955 code for a protein of 275 amino acids. Gene Ontology annotation, biological process: phosphatidylserine biosynthetic process. The transcript has 8 exons.
GAGGGACUAUGGGGGAAACUGCCUCAUCUAUGACGCGAACAACAAGACGGACCCCUUCCACAACAUCUGGGACAAGCUGGACGGCUUUGUUCCUGCGCAUUUCCUCGGCUGGUACCUGAAGACCCUGAUGAUCCGUGACUGGUGGAUGUGCAUGAUCAUCAGCGUGAUGUUCGAGUUCCUCGAGUACAGCCUGGAGCACCAGCUGCCUAACUUCAGCGAAUGCUGGUGGGACCACUGGAUCAUGGACGUGCUUGUGUGCAAUGGGCUGGGCAUCUACUGCGGCAUGAAGACGCUCGAGUGGCUGUCUCUGAAGACGUACAAGUGGCAGGGCCUCUGGAACAUCCCCACCUACAAGGGCAAGAUGAAGAGAAUCGCCUUCCAGUUCACGCCCUACAGCUGGGUCCGCUUCGAGUGGAAGCCCGCCUCCAACCUGCGCCGCUGGCUGGCCGUGUGCGGCAUCAUCCUGGUGUUUCUGUUGGCAGAACUAAACACAUUCUACCUGAAGUUCGUGCUGUGGAUGCCCCCGGAGCACUACCUGGUCCUCCUUCGGCUGGUCUUUUUCGUGAACGUGGGCGGCGUGGCCAUGCGUGAGAUCUACGACUUCAUGGAUGACCCGAGGUUCCACAAGAAGCUGGGCCAGCAGGCCUGGCUGGUGACGGCCAUCACGGCCACAGAGCUGCUGAUCGUCAUCAAGUACGACCCGCACACACUCACCCUGUCGCUGCCCUUCUACAUCUCUCAGUGCUGGACGCUCGGCUCCGUGCUGGUGCUCACCUGGACCGUGUGGCGCUUCUUCCUGCGGGACAUCACUCUGCGGUAUAAAGAGAUCCGGCGGCAGAAGCAGGAGAGCCGGGGUGACAAGGGCAAAGCUGUCGGCAACGGAGACGGCCACUCGCUGGGCCCUGAGGACGACGUGCCAGAGCCCGAGGGGGCGGGAGGGCCAGCUCCAAACUGAC